AUGAGACUUAUGACACCGGCCGCCGCUGAACUAUCCCGACGUGGGGCUCUUGAUGCCAGAUACCUCCUAAACCCUAACCACGUCAAUCUAAGUGUCACAUCUUCCUUCUCUAAACCUGAAUCCAACAUGAGAUCGCUGUGUGAUUGUGAGAACUCAAAUCCUCAGCUUAAGAACGCCGUUUCAGCUUUCCAGCAAGCGGUCGACUCCGGUGGCUCUCUUUCCUUCCCCGGAAACAGUCUCAUGGCAGCGCUGGUACGUUCUAGGAACCACGAGCUCGCAUUUUCCGUUUACCGCAAGAUGCUCGAGACGAGUACCUUCAUCAAUUUCGUAUCGCUGAGUGGUUUGCUCGAAUGUUUCCUGCAAUUACAUCGUAACACCGGAUUCGCGUUAGGUGUUCUCGCGUUGAUGUUAAAGCGUGGGUUUGCUUUCAGUGUCUACAAUCUCAACAUCCUCUUAAAGGGUCUCUGCAAGAAUCGCGAGUGCGGUAAGGCUAUGAGUCUGCUUCGAGAUAUGAAACAGAGUGCUCUGUUUCCUGAUGUUGUUAGCUACAACACUGUUAUAAGAGGUUUAUGCCAAGUGAAAGACUUGGAGAAAGCGUUGGAAUUGGCUAACGAAAUGCAAUCCAGUGAGUGUUCCUGGAGCUUGGUGACUUGUGGGAUCCUCAUUGAUGCCUUUUGCAAAGCAGGUAAGAUGGAAGAAGCCAUGGGAUUUUUCAAUGAGAUGAAACGUAACAAGGGUUUAGAGGCGGAUCUUGUUUUGUAUACUACACUUAUUCGAGGCUUCUGUGAUUGUGGUGACUCGGAGAGAGCUAAGGAGCUCUUCGAUGAGAUUCUGGAGAAAGGCUUCUCUCCCUCUGCAAUUACCUAUAACACUCUUAUUCGUGGUUUCUGCAAGUCAGGACAGUUGAAAGAAGCCUCGCAGAUGUUUCAUCUUAUGAUGGAAAGAGGAGUUCGUCCGAAUGUUUAUACGUAUACGGUUCUGAUUGAUGGCCUUUGCGGAGCAGGUAAGACUAAGGAAGCCCUUCAGCUUUUGAAUCUCAUGUUAGAGAACGAUGAAGAACCAAACGUUGUGACGUAUAACGUUAUUCUUAACAAGCUGUGCAAGGACGGCCUUGUGAAGGAUGCUUUAGAGGUUGUGGAGUUAAUGAAGAAGAAGGGUACAAGACCUGAUACCAUAGGAUACAAUGUUUUACUGGGAGGGCUCUGUGCCAAAGGUGACCUUUACGAAGCAAAGAAGCUUCUGUAUUUGAUGCUGAAUGAUAGGAACUAUGCGGAUCCAGAUGUUAUAUCAUUUAAUGCGCUAAUCCACGGGCUGUGCAAGGAAAGCCGUCUUCAUGAAGCUUUAGAUACUUAUGAUUUGCUGGUUGAGAAAUUGGGAGCUGCAGAUAUAGUGACUACGAAUAUAUUGCUUAAUAGCACACUCAAGUCUGGAGAUGUAAAGAAGGCAAUGGAACUUUGGAGACAGAUUCCUGAUUCCAAAAUUGUAGCGAACUCAGAUACCUAUUCUACUAUGAUUGAUGGGUUUUGCAAAACCGGCAUGCUUAAUGUUGCUAAAGGACUGUUUUGUAAAAUGAGAGGGUCUAAGCUACGGCCUUGUGUUGUCGACUACAACUGUCUGAUGUCAUCAUUAUGCAAAGAGGGAAGCUUGGAACAGGCAUGGAGAUUAUUUGAGGAAAUGCAGCGUGACGACAUACAACCAGACAUUGUUUCUUUCAAUAUUAUGAUUGAUGGAAAUCUUAAAGCAGGGGAUAUUGAAUCUGCAGAAUCACUUCUUGCUGGGAUGUCUCAAGCUGGUCUUUCACCUGAUUUAUUUACUUAUUCGAAGCUAAUAAAUAGGUUCCUGAAACUUGGAUAUUUAGACGAGGCCAUCAGUUUCUUUGACAGAAUGGUUGAGAGCGGCUUUGAACCUGAUGCUCAUGUUUGCGAUUCUGUGUUGAAGUAUUGUAUUUCACAGGGAGAAACAGACAAGUUGAAGGAACUUGUCAAAAAGCUGGCGGAGAAAGAUAUCGUCCUCGACAAAGAACUAACGUGUACAGUCAUGGAAUUCAUGUGUAGCAGCUCAGCAAACAUGGAUCCUGCAAUGCGGUUGCUAAGAGUAGCAGAUGAUAAAAAGGAAGGUGAUAAGUAG
Thlaspi arvense is the source of this 2127-nucleotide messenger RNA. NCBI's taxonomy places the organism in Eukaryota, Viridiplantae, Streptophyta, Magnoliopsida, Brassicales, Brassicaceae. The record is from the annotation of a GenBank genome assembly.